Molecule: messenger RNA, 1374 nt
Organism: Stereum hirsutum FP-91666 SS1
Lineage: Eukaryota; Fungi; Basidiomycota; Agaricomycetes; Russulales; Stereaceae
Product: gamma-glutamyl phosphate reductase
Exons: 5
Coding region: 1-1374 (457 amino acids)
Molecular function (GO): NADP binding; glutamate-5-semialdehyde dehydrogenase (NADP+) activity
Source: RefSeq, a predicted model, not a curated record
AUGACGUCAAGCGAUCAAACGAUCGCAAAAGCCGCAAAGCAGGCAUUCGAAGCAUCGCAGCUCAUCUCCGCUGAGGAGCGAGUUCGUGCGCUGCAUGAAAUCCGCAAGGAACUAGAGUCGUCUAAGGCAGCUAUUCUCGAGGCGAACAAAGUCGACUUAGAGGAAGCUCAAGCCGACGUAGCCGCAGGCAGACUCUCUGACUCACUCGUAAAACGCCUCGACCUCGGUAAAGGCGACAAAUGGGACCAGAUGAUCCAAGGUCUCCUCGACGUCGCGAACCUCCCAGACCCGAAUGGCAACGUAUCUUACGCUUCGGAACUGGACGAAGGGCUGGAUCUGUACCGCAUUUCGUGUCCAAUUGGUGUAUUGCUGGUGAUCUUUGAGGCGAGGCCGGAGGUGGUAGUGAAUAUUGCUUCGUUGGCUAUCAAGUCUGGCAAUACCGCUAUUCUGAAAGGUGGCAAGGAAUCGAAUCGUACGACGGCAAUUAUCUCUUACGCCAUUCAGACCGCCCUUGCACGCACAUCCCUUCCUUUCACAACCAUCCAAUCAAUCCAAUCACGGGCAGAUGUUACGUCGUUGCUUCAGCUAGAUCAGUAUAUCGACCUCGUCAUUCCUCGCGGUAGUAACGCACUUGUACGCAGUAUUCAGCAUGGUACACGGAUACCUGUGAUGGGCCAUGCCGAUGGUAUCUGCUCCGUUUAUCUGGAUGAGUCGGCAGACGAAGAGACGGCUGUUAGGGUCGUGGUUGACUCGAAGAUCAACUACCCGGCAGCCUGCAACGCCGCCGAGACACUGAUCGUCCACGAAUCCCUCCUCACCACAAUCUGGCCCUCCGUAGCGCGUGCCCUCCUCUCCGAAUCCGUAACCCUCCUCUGCGACCCUCCCUCCCUCUUCGCUCUCUCCGCCCACUCGCUCUCUUCCCCUCUCCUCAAACCCGCCCCUUACGACGCCUACGACACCGAACAUCUCUCCCUAACCCUCUCCAUAAUCACCCUCCCCUCGAUCCAACAUGCAAUAACCCACAUCAACACGCACGGCUCCCACCAUACCGACUGUAUCAUCUCGCAAUCCGAGAAAGCUCAGUCAUUGUUCGUGAGAGGAGUCGAUUCCGCGGGCGUGUACGUGAACGCGAGUACGAGGUUCGCGGAUGGGUUCAGGUAUGGGUUCGGUGCGGAAGUGGGUGUUAGUACGGGACGGAUGCAUGCGAGAGGACCGGUGGGUCUGGAGGGAUUGUGUACUUAUAAGUAUGUGUUGAAGGGGAAGAGCGAGAGGAAGGGCCCGAUUGUGGGUGAGAUGGGGAGUGGGGAGGGAAAGAGGCCGUUUGUGCAUAGGAGGAUCGAGGCGAAGACGUUGCCGGAGGACUUGCUCCGGUGA